CUUGAUAAGUAGAAAUUGCCAAUUGAGAGUAAGUGCUGCUUGUGUUGAAUUUCAAAAUGGCUGCUAAAUUCCUGGUUCUAUUCGUGAUUGCUGCAGCGUUUACUCAAGGUCAUGCCUUAACGCAAAUCUUCCUCCCAGACGAAUCCUACACCUUCAUGACCAAUGAACUCAUUGGCAAGAGUCUGACUAUUCGCAAGUCUCCGUUUGACACUCUUUUACUCUGCGAGGUCGUCUAUCCCGAUGGAAAGUCCUACGAAGCUUACCCUAACAACAACAUGCCCAAAGGUCCCAUCUCCUUCUUGUUCGCCGUUCAGCCUUUCACCAGCUGCAGCAUCGGUUUCUUAGGAGCUAGCGUGUCUCACAGUGGAUCAUAUGAACUCAGUUCUAUCGUACGACACAGAGCCGACGACAGCUUGAGCCUCACAGUCCAGAGAUUCCAUUUGACACUCUUUGAAAGCAGCUGGACGAAUUAAGUGGCUGAAGAAUCUCUUAGAGGCACACAAAAAAAUAUUCCAAUUGAGAACAAAAGAGCAAAACGUGUGUAACGAAUGAAACAAUAAAAGUCACUUCGAUAUUUCAA
Messenger RNA from Trichoplusia ni (cabbage looper), 580 nucleotides. RefSeq lists its product as uncharacterized. The transcript has 2 exons. The coding region runs from base 57 to 473 and encodes 138 amino acids. Lineage: Eukaryota; Metazoa; Arthropoda; Insecta; Lepidoptera; Noctuidae. The record is from RefSeq and is a predicted model, not a curated record.